Acyrthosiphon pisum (pea aphid) is the source of this 1385-nucleotide messenger RNA. Its product is annotated as diacetyl/L-xylulose reductase. The record is from RefSeq and is marked validated. Gene Ontology annotation, molecular function: L-xylulose reductase (NADPH) activity; carbonyl reductase (NADPH) activity. Gene Ontology annotation, biological process: glucose metabolic process; xylulose metabolic process. NCBI's taxonomy places the organism in Eukaryota, Metazoa, Arthropoda, Insecta, Hemiptera, Aphididae.
GGAUCAUAUACCUUCAGUGCUGCCUACCCGCUCAAUCGUACAACUUACUGCAGCUUUCCGCUUUUCGUAAUAUUAUUAUAAUUAUUUUAAUAGUUUAUUCACAUUCAAACGCUUUCAAAACUUACCAGACGACAUGGAAGAAUUCUUUAAGGGCAAAAAGUUCAUCGUCACCGGCGCUAACGCGGGAAUUGGCGAGACGAUUACUAAACGCCUAGUGUCAUUGGGUGCUCACGUUUUCGCUGUUGGACGUGACGCAAAGAAAUUACCACCGGCUACGCCUAACCUAACUCCAGUUUGUGCAGAUGUGGGUGAAUGGGACUCCUACGAUAUUAUUAAAAAAUUGGGACCUGUCCACGGCUUGGUGAAUAAUGCUGGAGUGGCGUAUAUCGAAUCUUUCUUUGACAUGACACAAGAAGGAUGGGAUAAAACAUUAAAUAUCAACGCAAGAGGAAUCGUUCGCAUAAGUCAGGCUGUAGCACAGAACAUGAAGGAUGCUGGAAUUAAAGGGUCCAUCGUUAACGUGUCCUCAACAAUUUCAGAAAGAGCUAUUCCAGACCACACGUCGUAUUGUGCAUCAAAAGGUGCAGUCAACCAAGUGACAAGAGUUAUGAGUAUCGAGCUGGGACCAUUGGGUAUCCGUACCAAUAACGUCAACCCGACUGUGGUUAUGACAAAAAUGGGUGCUAAAGCAUGGUCCGACCCAGUGAAAUCGAACCCAAUUUUAAGUAGAAUACCAAUUGGACGAUUUGCUGAGUGUGACGACGUAGCAAAUGUGACUCUAUUUUUACUCAGUGACUAUUCUACUUACGUAAAUGGUGUUUCAAUUCCAGUGGACGGUGGAUUUUUGGCCAGUUAAACAUAGAUUACCUACCUAAGAAACAACUCCAUACCCACAUCACGAACGGUCUGAAUAAUAUCAUGAGAGAAAAAUUGAAUUAUUUUAAUUAUAAAACGAUAAAGCUAAACGUAAUUUAAUUAAUUUUUUAAAUUUAAAUUUCAUGAAUUAUUGAUUAUUUUUUGUAAUAUACCUAAGUAAGUACGUGUUAAAAAAAUGUAUAACUUUCAAUUUUCUGUGUAUAUUAAAUACAAAUAGAUUUAUACACUUAUUAUACGUUUGUUUCAAUUUAAAGAAUAAAAUGGAAUUUUAGUUUAUUAUUUAAGACAUUUUUUUUGUAGAAGUAGUGUUAGUAGGUACUUAUUGAUACUCGUGUUGUAUAAAAAACGUGGAUACAGCGACUAGGUGUUAUAUAUGCAUUUAUAUCUCAACUAACGCGGAGUACUACCAUAUUAAUUAUGUUAAUUUAUUGUAUAUUUGUAUUGAUAAUAUGAUUUUAUAAGUGGCAGAAGGUUAAUAAAAAAAUGGUCAAGUUUUUGUUUAAACUGCA